Molecule: messenger RNA, 612 nt
Organism: Saprolegnia parasitica CBS 223.65
Lineage: Eukaryota; Oomycota; Saprolegniomycetes; Saprolegniales; Saprolegniaceae
Product: acetolactate synthase
Exons: 2
Coding region: 1-612 (203 amino acids)
Biological process (GO): L-valine biosynthetic process
Cellular component (GO): cytosol
Molecular function (GO): acetolactate synthase activity; acetolactate synthase regulator activity
Source: RefSeq, a predicted model, not a curated record
AUGGCAUUUCCAAAAAAGAUGCUUGCGCGGUGUGCAUUGCGACGCUUCUCGGAGCUCACGAGUUCGAGCCGGAGCCGGCGCCACGUCAUCGCGGCCCUCGUCGUGAACCAGACGGGCUGCCUCGCCGAGAUCGCCAACCUCUUCGCGGCCCGCGGCUACAACAUCGACAGCCUCGUCGUCGGGCGCACGGACGUGCCCGAGCUCUCGCGCAUGAGCGUCGUCGUGCAUGGCACGGACCAGAACGUCUGGAACAUGAAGAAGCAGCUCGAGGACGUCGUCCAGGUUGCUGCCGUCAAGAUCCUCACGGGCCAAGAAGCCGCGGGCGAGAACGUCAUCGAGCGCGACCUCAUGCUCGCCAAGGUCUCGACGCACCUUCCCGGGUCGCGCUCGGAGGUCGCGGAGCUCGCGGGCCUCUUUGACGCCAAGGUGAUUGAUGUGACGUCGGCCCAGGUCAUGGUGCAGCUGGCAGGCACGCCGCCCCGCAUCGAGGCCUUCCUCGAGCUCCUCAAGCCCAUGGGUAUCACGGUCGAGAUUGCGUUCCAAGGCGCCAACGACGGCGUGAGUACCGUCGACGACGACGACAUGGACAUUUCCAAGCUGCCGCCGGGCUAG